Molecule: messenger RNA, 5550 nt
Organism: Plasmodium berghei ANKA
Lineage: Eukaryota; Apicomplexa; Aconoidasida; Haemosporida; Plasmodiidae
Product: conserved Plasmodium protein, unknown function
Exons: 3
Coding region: 1-5550 (1849 amino acids)
Molecular function (GO): protein binding
Source: RefSeq, a predicted model, not a curated record
AUGGAAGAAAAACUCAAUUUACAUAUCUAUCCAUUACGACGAUUAAAAGUAUAUAGCGAGCCAAAUCAAAUUGAUGUGAAAUUGAAAACAUUAAGAGGAAAUAAUUAUUUCAAAGAACAUGAACAAAGCAAUGUAUUUGAUUAUCAAACAAAGGCUAUUAACUAUCCUUAUAUGAUCUAUGAUUCAAUAAAUUCAAAUAUUUUACACGAAAUAAAAACUUAUUAUGGAUCUGAUAAAUUAUAUGACAUAGUCAAAUUAACAGAUCCUAAGAAUCCAGAAACUAAUAGAGAAAAUAUAUUUGGGCACGAUAAAGAAUAUGAUGAUAUAGUGGGUUCAAAUGACGAAGAUGUGAAUAAUCAAUCCAAAUUAGGAAAUAAAGAAAAGAAAGGAAGAAAAAAAAAAAAAAAAAAAAAAAAAAUAUUUAAAAUGAAUAGCAAUUAUAGUAGUGAAAUGUCUAAUGAUACAAGUGAUAACAGUUAUAUUUAUAGUGACGUUAGUUAUGAUAGCAAUCAAAGUAAGCAAAGUUUUUUUGGAAAUGAAAAAGAUAAUUCCUAUAAUAAACUUAAGAAACACAAAACUAGUGAAAAAAUACACAAAAAAAUAUAUAAAGAAAAAUAUAAUCAAAAUAUAAUAAAUUUUUUAUAUAAUUCUAUGGAAUAUGAAAAAGGGAUAAGAGAUAAUAAUAUUGUAGUUACUACACCUAAUGAUGUAAUAAAUACGCUUGGAACUUUUUAUAUAGAAAAAAAUGCAUGUAUAAAUAAAAAGUAUGCAUAUGACAUAAACUUUAGACAAAAAACUCCAGUUUUAAUUUUUCCAACUGGUUUUUUUAAUAAUAACAUACAACUUAUGGAAGUUGACAUAGAUAACUGUAUAUAUGAUGAAGAAUAUGCUCAAAAAAAAAAUAGUUAUGAAAAUGCUUAUAGCAUUCCAAGGAUAUACAACAAUAUAGAUAAUAUACCAAUUAAUAUAAAAUUCAAUUUUAAUAAAAAAAUUCAAAUUAUUUCUAGUAAAUUAACCAAUCAUGAUAAAUACAGUUUGAAACGGUUACCAUCAUUUUAUAAUAUGGAUAAAAGAAUAAAAUUAGCAGAAAAAUAUAAUAAAAAAUGUGUUUAUAAAAAUAAAUAUAAAUUAAAUAUAGAUAAAAAUUUAGAAUUUAAGCUGCAUAGAUAUGAAACUGAAAAACAUCAAAUUGCACAUAGUUCUAUGAAUAAAUAUUUAAAAAUAAAAGAAAUAAAAGUAGAUAAUAAUAAUAUUAAUGAAACUGUUGUAUAUACACGAAAUGAUAUAGGUCUUUUUAUUUUUUAUGUAAAUUUUUAUGAAAAUAGUAUUGUUCAAAACUUAAAAGAUUCAAUGUUUACUUCUAAUAAUAUAAACCCAUUUAAAUCACAAAAUAACACAGAUUCUUUUGAAAUAUUUAAUUAUAAUAUUAAAAUAAAAAGAGAUAUACAAUUAUUUGAUAGAUUGUUUCAAAUGUACCCUAGUUCAACAACAUUUGGAAAAUGCUAUUUUUUAGGAAAUAAUAACAGUAUAUAUACAUAUGAUCUAAAUUCAGAUAUUAUUGAUAUAAAAGAUUUAAAUUUGAUUGAAAAUUCUGAAUGUAAUAAAAAUUUUAAAUCCAAUAUAAAAUUUAUAUGUUUAUGUGAUUUAAAUGAUGAUAAUAAUAUUUUAUUGGGUUCAAAAAAUAUAUAUAUAUAUGAUAAAAGAUGUAAAACGAUAACCAGAUUUAAUACUAACAUUGGAUCAACAAAAAAGAUUUUUAAAAAUAGAAUAUCAUAUACAACUUAUUUGAAUACAAAUGCAAAAAAUACAGACGGAAAUCAAACUUAUAACACAUAUGCAGAACAUAAAAGUCGUCAACAUUUUAAUCGAAGUUAUACCGCUAUAGAGAAAAAUCCAGAUUAUCCAUAUAUAAUUGCAGUCGUAAAUGCAUCUUUUAAUAAUAUUGAAAUUUGGGAUAUAAGAAAUCAAUUUGAACCCAUAUUUAUAUUUCCUUUAAAUAUCUCAGAAUUUGUUUCAAUAUAUUUUAGAUACAUUGAAUGGAUAAAAAUAAAUCCUAACUUUACUAAUAAAUUUCACAAAAAUAAUGCUUAUAAUUUAUUUACAUUUUCAUAUUAUCAACAUAUGGUAUAUAUAAGAAAAAUUAUUAUUUAUGAUAAUUUUACUAAAUACAAAGAUUUAGGUAUUCAAACAUAUACUAAUAACCAACCCUUGGAUUAUCUUAACUAUAAAUAUAAUUAUAAUUUUUCAGAUGCAGAUCCUGAGCCAGUUUACAAAAAUUUAACUAGUUUAAAACAAACUAGAUGUAAUAUAGAUACCAAAACGAAGGAAAAUACAAACUCCAAACAAAUUGAAACAGAUUUAAGAGCAUCAAAUAUACUCAUAAGGGAAAAUAUUUCCAUGAAUCACAUAUUUAGUUAUCGAAGCGUUAAAAUGCAUAUUUCAGAUUCUUUUAUUUUAGAUGCAAGUAAAUAUAAUCAUAUGCAAAAAAAUAAAAUGAAUUCAAUAAAUAUACAAAAUGACGAAAAUAAAAUUAAUUCAAUAAAUACAGAUAUGUAUAAUAUAUUUUUUGGUUUAUAUGGAGUAACAUGUAUACAAUUUGUUAUUCCAACUUUAUAUUGUUCAAAAAAAACGGAUUCAAAAAUAAAAAAUAGUAAACAAAAUUUAGAAAAAAGAAACUAUUAUGAUGAAGAAACGACCGAGAUGCAUACUUAUUAUAUUAAAAGAAAACAAAACAAAAUCAAAAAAAAAAGACAAGAAAUUAAAGGUAUAAAAUUAGAUUAUAUUCAAUUCAUUUUUCAUAUAAAUUCGGCAGGAUGUAUUUUUUGUACACCCUUAAAUAUAAAUAUUAAAAAAUUAACAUCAAAUCAAUUACAAAACUGGAUUCCAAUAAAUAAAAUAUAUCAUACCCAUACAUAUAUAAAUGAAAAUAUAGAAAAUUUAUUUAAGCAACUUAUAAAUAUUUUGGAAAAUUCAAAUAAUUCAGAAAACUCCCAAGAAACAUAUAAUGAUAAACAAAAUUCAGAUUCUAAAUUUAACUACAAUCAUGAAAACUUAUUAAAUUUUCAAAAUGAAAUAGAAAAUGAAAAAAAAAACAACCAAAUAAAUAAUAACAAUGAAUUAAAAGAUGAAAUGCUAAAUUUAAAUAAAAAUAAUUUAGAUAUGUUAAAAAAAUGUUCAUCUAAUUAUUCAAAUAUUUCCAAUGAAACACUUUCAAAAAUAUUUAAUUUAAUUACAAAAAAUAAAAUACUUAUUUUAAAAAACAAUUAUAAUGCUAUACAAAUAGUUAAAUAUAAUACUCAGGAAAUAGAUCAGGAAGUUUGGGGAAAACUAAAAAAAACAAUAACAAAUUUAUCCAAAAUAUAUAGAACCCAACAAUGUAAUGAAAAUAUAUUGAUUCCAUAUAUUAACGAAAAUAUAAAUGGAAAUAAUUGUUUUAAUAGUUUGUUUCCUCAAAAUAUUGUCAUGUAUAGAGAAAGAAAAAGUGACAAAAAGUUGGAACAAUUAUAUCAUAAUAUAUAUGAAUCUGUGGAAAACAGUCAGAACGUAUAUCAAAAUGGCAAUAUAACAGAUAUAAAUAAACACUCCGAAUCUAUUUUUGAAAAAACUUAUAAUAAUAAUGAUGAUAAUGGUAAUAAUGAUAGUGGUAAUAAUGAUAGUGGUAAUAAAUUGCAUAGAAACGAAAUAACAUCAAAUUUAAUUGUUGAAAAUAUUAAAAAUAUGUCUAUAAAUAAUAAAAAAAUUAUCGAAAAAAAAAAAAUGUAUCCACAAUAUAAUAACGUACAAGUAUUAUAUGCAAAGGAUAACCUAAUUGAUAUAUAUUCUGAAAAUAAUAUUAAAAAGGAAUAUAAAAAUGAAGUAUUAAAAACAUGUAUAUUAGACAAAGGAGUGUAUAUUAAAUUAAAUGAAAUUAUAAAUAUAAUUCUUGGGGAAGAUAACAAAUCAAUCGCUACUUUUCAUUAUAAUAAUUUUUUUUAUGUACAAACAUUAGUGAAUCUAAGAUAUUCUGCAUAUAAUUUAACUGAAGAAAUGAUUAAAAAAUAUUUAAAUGAUAGUUAUCCUUUUGUAACAUAUUCUCCUAAUUUCCAAGCAUCUAGAAUUUUAAAAAAUAAAGAAAAUAUUUCAAAUAAUACAAAAAUUUUUUAUUCUGAUCGUUUUAAUUUGCUUGAAUUUAUUCUACGCAAAUUAAAAGAAAAUAAACAAAACGAGCAAAACGAAAAACAUAUAGAAUAUAAAACAAACAACCAAUUAGAUCAAAUGGAAAAUAUAUAUUUAUAUGGUGAUGAAAUAAAUUAUGAACAAAAUUUUAAGAAUGAAUAUGGAAUGAAUAAAACUGCUACUCCACAAAAUGAAUAUGAAUAUUUUUCGAAUGUAGAUUUAUGUAACCCUCCAGAUCAUCAAAGUAUGGACAAUUAUUCACAUUCCCAUUUUAAAGAAACUGAACAAAAUAAUAUAAAUACAACAAUAGAACAACCAAAAUAUUCUACAUCAAUUAUAAAAAAUGUAUAUGAUAUAAAAGAACUACUUGAGCUUUACAAUGAAAAAGGAAUUGUCUACAUUUUAAAUGCUAUGACAAAAUUGCAAAAAAAAAAUAAUAAUAAUAAUAAAAAAAAAAAAAAUUGUAAUAAUAAAAAAUUAAAAAACACAUUUAAUGGCAUCUCAAAAGAACUAAACAAAUGUAUACCCACAAAAAACUUUUUUUUUUACGAAUCUCCAAUAUGUUAUUGUUUAUACAACAAUGAUUAUAACAAUAAAAUGCAAUAUAACACUUAUAUAAAUUAUUAUGAUUUUCUUUUAAAUGUUGUUUUAUUUUUUAAUAACACAUUAUCAGUGAUAAAACACAUCAAAGUUUUAUAUCCUGAUGGAUAUAAUAAAUUUUCACAUUCUUUAAAAAAAAAAAAUAAUAAAUCUACAAGCAUAGCACAAGAUGAAAAUAAUAAUAUUAAUUAUUUUGAAAAUAAAUAUGAUAUUUUUGAAAAACUUCGAAAAAGUGAGGCUUGUAUUAUUAUGGAUAAUAAUAAAAACAACGACCAAUUGAAAAAGUUUAAAAAAAAAAAUAUAUUAUUUUUAAGCAAAGAUAUGACAUAUCAAUGCUUUCAACAUAUAUUACAAACUGAAUAUUAUAUACCAAUUCCUAAAUAUAUGAACAAUAAAAUAAAAAUUAAUGAAAACAACUUUUUAUGCACCCCCAUCACUUGUUUUAAAAAUUAUUCAAUCGCUUUUUAUAAUAAAAAAUUAUUUGAUAUAUAUGAUUCGAUCAGUUUUAAUAAUUUGAAACAUUUUGAUAUGCAUACAUAUAUACAAAAUGAAUAUUUUAACGUACAUAAAAAUCAAAUACAUUCUUUGGAAAUGUAUGUUAAUAAACACGAGGCCAACUUAUAUAAUAAUACAAAUGUAACUGGAUAUAUAGGUGGAUAUAAAGUUGACUAUAAUUUGAUGAGUAAAUUGAAGGAACUUUGGCCAUCAAACAACGAAAAUUACAAAUCAAAAGAAAAUUAUCUGGAAAUGAUAAAAAAUCUCAAGAAUAGGGAAAAAAUUAUUUUUCACAAUUAA